Molecule: messenger RNA, 2841 nt
Organism: Cavenderia fasciculata
Lineage: Eukaryota; Evosea; Eumycetozoa; Acytosteliales; Cavenderiaceae
Exons: 8
Coding region: 1-2841 (946 amino acids)
Source: RefSeq, a predicted model, not a curated record
AUGAUAUUAAGUAGAAUCAGCCACACUGCUGCUGAUAAUGAUAAUGAUGAUGGAGAUGACAAUGAUAACAAUCAUCAAAAGAAACAACAACUUUCAUUAGGACAAGCUCUUCUACAACUAUUGAAUCAUGAUGAUAAGGAUAGAGAUACCCACCUAUUAUUGGAUAAUCCAAAGGAAAAUGAUUCAUUCUCUACGAUUGAUAGAGAAUUGGAAAAUCAAAAGGAGGGAGACGAUGAUGAUGAUAGUAUAAUGAUAUCUAUCAUUGAAGCAAUGACAAGAUCGUUUAUAGAUAUACAUAAACACGAGUUUAAAAAGUCUACAUUGGUUGAUGACACAAUUAUAGGAAUUACAUUGGAUAAUCAAUCUGCUUCUGCUGCCUCUACUACAACAACAUUUAAACAAUAUUAUAGACCAUUGAUAUUGUUUAGAUACUUGUAUAAUAAUCAUUUGGAACGAUUUUUUAAAUCAAUCAAUCGUAUUAUUACCAAUCUUGUAGAUGACUCUUUGAAAAGAAAGGCAUUAGAUACAAUCUUGUUAUUGAAAUACUUUAUGUCUUAUCAGCAGCAGAGAGGAUCAGUAGCAGGUCAUUCUCUUACGAUUAGACAAUAUUUAUUGGAACCAAUCGUAGAAAUGGUUAUACCAAAUUCAUUGGUUAAACAACAACCAACCAAACUAUCAAUAGACACUGCCGAUUGUUUUAUUUCAUCAUCUCUAAAUAUCCUCAAUGAUCAAUUCAACAUUGAUCAAUCAUUUCUAAAUACUUUGACAUCUUUUAUUGAUCAUUUAUUAUUGUGGUAUUCAAAUGUUCAAUCAAAAUCACUUUAUUGUAUAGCAAUUAGGAUGUUAAAGGAAUAUAUAAAUCAUUGCGAUGAGGCAUGUGAAUCAAAAGAAUUUUAUAUUGGUAUAUUACCAUUACUCUAUUUUCAAUAUUCUCUAUCAACCAAAGAUAAAUUAGUUGAAUAUUAUUUAAAAUUAUUAUUAAAUGAUGAUGAAAGGAUUGAUUAUUGUUGUAUAUCAUUUAUAUUAAUAUUGGGAUUAUUAUCUGAAAAGAAAAUGAAUCAAUUUAAAAAUGAUAAUGUUGAUAAAUUAUUAAUUGUCUCUUAUCAUUUGGCUCAAUACAAUAAUGAAAAGAGGACAAAACAUUAUUGUUCCAUUUUAAUUGGGAUCACAUUUUCUUUGAAUCUCAAUAGCGAUAACAAUGAUGGUGAUAGAACAAUAGAAAAUAUAAUAUCAAUGGUUUUAUCAAAACAAGAAGAACCCAACAAUGCAACGCUCAAUUUUAUUGCUAAAUCCAUCAUUACAAAUCAAUCACUACUCUAUCAUUUUGUUUCAACUAUGGAAACAAUAUCAAAUACAUCAAAUUCAUUACUAUUAUUGGAAUAUUUGAUUAAAGUUCCAUCCAUUGUUUUAAAAUUUAAUGAUAAUAUUUUAUUUGAAAAGUUAUUAAAUCAAUUGUUAAAAAUUUUAUAUAAACAAGAUAAAGAAUUUACAAAAAGAAUUCAAAUAAUAUUUAAUGGUUUAGAGGUAAAUCAAUUGACAAGGAAAUUAAUAUUUCUCAUUAUCAAUGACACUACAAAUGAUCAAGAAAAAUUGGUACUUGAAAAUACUCUUUCAUCAUUAUUGGAAUUUAAUACAAUGUCUGUUUUUGAAUUAUUUAUUGAUUUGGUUUUACAUAAUGAAAUUGAUAGCAAUGAAACGAAUGAUGAUAUUUCACCUUCAAAUCUUUUAUUUGAUUCGAAACAACCCAUUACUACUACUAUUGAUAUUAAUCAGUUAUUAAAUUUAAUACCAUCAAUAUUUAAAAAUAUUAAAUGGUUUUCAAAUCCAAAAGAUGGUAAUUUAACAAAGAUAUUACAAAAAUUAUUAUCAUUGGUAAAGAGUAGUUUUAUAGUUGAACAUUUAUUGGACAUAUCUAGAUUAAAAAUGGAUCAACAAAUGAUAGUAGGCAAUGAUAGUGAAUUUCAAGAACAUGAAAUCUUUCAAAUUUUAUCACCCAUUUUGUUUUUAAAAUCAUUGUUAAAACAUAUUCAUCAACAAAAACAAACAAAUGGUGACCAUCAAAAUGCAUUAAUAAGUGGAGGAGAUAGAAUUUUGGUUGUAGAUCAACUUUACCAACUAUUAUCAAAAAGAAUAAGAUCAAAUAAUCUAUUGAUGGACAUUAGAAAACUAUCAUCAGAAUGUUGUAGUUAUUUCCCUUGUAUCUAUUGGGUACCAACUAGUUUAUCAAUGUUGUCAAAUGAAAAUAUUACCAUGGCCAUCAACAAGGAUUCCUCGAUAGUGACAAUGAAAUUGGUCAUGUUUUCAUUAUGUAAUAGUUUAUUAUUAAAUGGAGUGGAAAUGGAACCAUUUAUUCAUAGUGUCGCCCAAGUUGUAGACACUUUGUUUCAUUUACAACAAGUAGUUGGCUCUACAGCAGAGGAAAUUAAGAAAUUACAAAUGGGAGCAGGAGAUUGUUUGGCAUUUAUGGUUUGUGCAUCUGUCAAUGAUGAAGGAUACCUUUGGAAAACCUUUUCAUUUGAUUUAAUACACAAGAGUGGAAUGUCACAAAUCAAAGACAUCAAAUCGGUUCAUCAAGCAUUACCGACCAUCCUAAAGAUACUCAAAACACCAGACAGUAUUACUGCCACAGUCACACCAAUGCUCUACUACACUUUAUUGACAGUUACCAAAGUACUCCAAGUUGAAUCACUUGUCAAAGUUUCAAAAUCAAUCAUUCCAUCGCUUGUCAAUAUUUUCAGUUCCGAUCACAACAACCACAACUCUUCCUCCAUCCUCCUCGUAAAGAAAAAGAGGAAAAGAAUAUCAGUGACUAUGGAGAUGACCUCUAUGACAUUUUGCUAG